GUCACCUUGAAAUCAGGCUACUACAGUUCGUCCUUCCUGGUCCAGGCCUCUCUCUACAUCGUCACUCUCCGUUUUGCUGGCAUGCUUGUUUGAUACCCCAUUCCUUUGCACGAGUCUCGAUGUCGAGCUCCAACAACCCCUCAGACGCGAACGCGCGCGAUGGUGGGGCACCAUCAACACACCCACCGCAGUACUCAGAACAGGGCGUAACACAGCCACCAGGACACGCGCCUACCAACUUAUCACGAGCACUUCCUACAGCUCAGCGCAAUGCGCCACCGCCGCCAGAGUCGAAGCCUGAGGCGUCGUCAUAUGUCGGCUCCUAUCGACCCUCCGAUUCUUCGCGGCUGUCAGCUACAACUACAGCAGAACCAUACCAUGACCUGGGCCAUGUUGAUGAACAGCACGCGACGCCCGCCGACCUCUCUCCACCGGCCUACAGCGAGGUCCCCGGCACGCUCCAGAGCGACAAUGACGAGCUCGACACGAACGCAACUGUCGCCGAGGAUGGUCGAGUGAACAUCAGAAUCAACCAGAAGAGCCGUGCUCUUUCACAGCUCAUCGUACCGCAAAUCCAACGCCAGCUCACCCAGGCGCAAGAAGAUCCAGAGCCACCUCCACCCUACAUUCCCGAGUCGCUCGGUGGUGCUCCAGGACAGAGCCCACCUCCACCUCUGAAUAUCGUCAUACAAGUUGUGGGAUCAAGAGGAGAUGUACAACCAUUUGUCGCCUUGGGCAAGGUGCUGAAGGACACAUAUGGUCACCGAGUACGACUAGCCACACAUCCAACAUUCAAGGAUUUCGUUAUCGAGAAUGGCCUAGAGUUCUUUAGUAUCGGCGGCGACCCUGCAGAGCUCAUGGCAUUCAUGGUCAAGAAUCCUGGCCUGAUGCCUGGCAUGGACACGCUGUGGAGCGGCGACGUAGGCAAGAGGAGGAAGGGCAUUGCAGAGAUCUUGCGCGGGACGUGGAGAUCAUGCAUCGAGCCUGGCAAUGGCUUGGGCGUGGAUCCGCUUAAGCAGACAGUCGAGGAAUGGAUGGGCGUCGAGGAGCAGCUCCCUGAGCAGCUCAAGAAACCUUUUGUAGCUGACGCCAUCAUUGCGAACCCUCCUGCGUUUGGACAUAUCCAUUGCGCAGAGAAGCUGGGUAUACCACUGCACAUGAUGUUUACGAUGCCGUGGUCACCGACCCAACAGUUUCCUCACCCACUCGCGAACAUUCAAUCGUCGAAUGCCGAUCCUACAAUCACGAAUUACAUGUCAUAUAUCAUGGUUGACCUGCUGACAUGGCAAGGACUGGGGGAUAUCAUCAACAGGUUUCGUAAGGAGAGCCUGUCGAUGGAUCCCAUCAGCAUGAUAUGGGCACCAGCAAUGCUGGCGCGAAUGAAAGUCCCUUUCACAUAUUGCUGGUCACCCGCACUGAUCCCGAAGCCGAGCGACUGGUCCCACAACAUUUCCAUCGCAGGUUUCUACUUCCUUGACCUAGCGCAGAACUACACGCCUGAGCCUGCACUCAAAGCAUUCCUCGAUGCAGGCGAGCCGCCUGUCUACAUCGGUUUCGGUUCGAUCGUUGUCGAUGAUCCAAACGCUAUGACGAAGAUGAUAUUCGAUGCAGUCAAGAUCACAGGCAGACGAGCGCUAGUCUCAAAGGGCUGGGGAGGCCUGGGAGCAGAUGAACUCGGCAUUCCACAAGGCGUUUUCAUGCUCGGAAAUUGCCCUCACGACUGGUUGUUCAAGCGUGUCUCAGCUGUAGUACAUCACGGUGGUGCUGGUACAACAGCCGCUGGUAUUGCUGCUGGAAGACCGACAGUAGUAGUGCCAUUCUUCGGCGAUCAGCCAUUCUGGGGUGCCAUGGUAGCCAGAGCUGGCGCGGGUCCUGAUCCUACACCGUAUAAGGAGCUGACAGCUGAGAAGCUGGCCGAAUCGAUCAACAAGGCCCUUGAACCUCAGUCUUUAGAGCGGGCACAAGAACUCUGCAACAAGAUCAAACAGGAGAAUGGAAGCCAGAGCGGAGCGCAGUCUUUCCAUCAGAUGCUGAAUUAUGACGAUCUGCGAUGCGCUGUGGUCUCCGAUCGACCAGCUGUGUGGCGCGUAAAGCGAACGCAGGUAAAGCUGAGCGCAAAGGCAGCGACUGUACUUGCUCAGGAAGGCGAGAUCGACUUUAAGGAAUUGAAGUUAGCGCGUGCUCGCGAGUACCAGACAGACGAGGGCCCCUGGGACCCUGUCUCCGGAGCAGCAAGUGCGUUGACCGGAACAGCAACAUCGAUGAUGAUGGGAGUUGCAGAUAUGCCCAUCCAGACAUUGAAGCUGCUCAACAUUCAUCCUGAUGCUAGAGCUGCCUCGAAGAAGGGCAAGGAAAGGGCACAGGAGCCUGAAGGCACGUCCAAUGCCGGGGAUUCAAGCCGCUCAGGCCGUCCGACAACGUCGCGAACUGCAACAGGUGCAGACUCCGUGUUGAGCGGGGAGAGCACACCUCCAAUGGUACAAUCACCUGGAUUAGACGAAAAAGCAAACAUGCGUGCAGCGGCAACAAGCCCAGGUGCGCCGGGAUCACUUUCUCACAGGUCUACUUCCAUGACCGAGGCAGUAUCAGCUUCAGCACAACGCUCACGACCUUCGUCACGCGGACUCCUGUCACCAGAUGCCGAUGGACCUAAGCGAAAGAACUCGGCUUCCAGCACAGGCCCAUCUCGGUCUGAUACUGGCUCGUCCUCAAACUUCACAGACAAUUUGAGGAACAUGCAGGUUGAAUCUGCUGUCGAUACUGGGAAGGGCCUCGCACGUAUUGUCGGUGCAGGGUUUAAGUCGCCAAUGGACUUCUCACUUAACGUCGCUAAGGGCUUCCACAAUGUACCCAAGCUGUAUGGUGGUGAGGUGCGAAAGGUCGAUAACGUCACCGACUUCAAGAGCGGGAUCACUACAGCAGCGAAGCAAUUCGGCUUCGGUCUCUACGAUGGUAUCACCGGCAUCGUCACAGACCCUUACAAGGGUGCCAAAAAGGAAGGUGGCGUUGGCUUUGUCAAGGGCGUUGGCCGUGGUAUCUUCAGUGUACCCUUCCGCGUCAUGGGCGGUGCCUGGGCAGUCCCAGGCUAUGCCAUGAAGGGCUUGUACCAGGAGAUGAUCAAGAGCAAGGGAAGUGGUGUCCAAAACUACAUCAUUGCAGCGCGCAUGUCGCAGGGCUACGACGAGUCCAUUGAAGUGUCUCCUCGGGAGCGUGCCGACAUUGUCAGCAGGUGGAAGAUCGUCAAGGUCAACAUGAAGAAGAAGAAGAAGAACCCCGGAGGAGACACUAUGGACUCACUGCAAUCACUUGUGGCUGACAAGCGGAAGCGGAAAGAACAUCGAUGGAACAGAGUGGACUCCCAGUUCCAGAAGCCGGAAGCGCGUCAGUCAGUUCCACCCACUAUGAGCCAGCACACGAGCUACAGCGAAGUCAGUGAGCCAGCUUCUCGUACAAGCUCUAACACCCUGCCCGCCUGGAAGCAGCAAGAGCAAGAGCGUAUGUCACGUGUGUCGACCACGCAGUCGCAGCAGUCUCAACAGACAAAUUCACAGCUCGAUGCUCAACUCAUCGCCGAAGAAGAGGCUGAGCGUCGAGAGCUCGAAGCUGCCAUCGCUGCCUCCGUUGCUGAGAACUCUCACGGAAAUGCAGAGGAGGACCAGGUCCUUGCACGUGCUAUCCGUGCGUCUGUGGCCGAGCUUGAGCGUGCACCAGCUGGUGCGAGCGAGGAGGAUGGAGAAGAGAUGUUCAAACGUGCAAUGCACGCUAGCAUGGAAGAAGCUGGUCGUACCGGUGCAACUGAAGAGGAGCAGAAUUUGCUCGAGGAGACACUGCGAAAGUCACUUCUUGAUACGUCGCGCCAUCGACAACAUGGCUCGGACUCUGAAUGGGAUAGCAGCGACACAGAGAACGAUGCAGACUUCCAACGCAUCAUCGCCGAGAGCAAGGAGCUUGCUCAUCUGCAGGAUCACUAUCCUCAGGAUUACCAGGGUGCUGCAGGCGCACAGGAGAGCGGCACUGUGCCUGCUGCAGGCGAUUCAGCGGAUGCCGGCGCUGAAGACGAGGAGUUGAUGAAGGCGCUGGAAGAGAGCGAGAGGGCAGAGAAACAAAGGCGGGAGAAUGCGAGCAAAGAGAAGAGCGAGGAUGAGAUCGUGAUGGAAUACAUCAAGAAGCAGAGCCUGAUGGAAGAGGAACACAGACAGAGAAGGUUACAGGGUAGGGACGCAGCCGGCGAGAGCUCUGGUGCUGGUGCUGGUUCCGGUAGCUCCUGAGUGCUAAAAGUAACAUUAGGGCUCACCUUGCGUACGAAACCUGAUUUGAUUGAUACCCUGCUUAGUUCAUAACAUUUUGUAUAUUGUUCCUUCCCUCGUUGUCAAGAG
Molecule: messenger RNA, 4376 nt
Organism: Didymella exigua CBS 183.55
Lineage: Eukaryota; Fungi; Ascomycota; Dothideomycetes; Pleosporales; Didymellaceae
Product: glycosyltransferase family 1 protein
Exons: 5
Coding region: 120-4268 (1382 amino acids)
Biological process (GO): carbohydrate metabolic process
Molecular function (GO): hexosyltransferase activity; UDP-glycosyltransferase activity
Source: RefSeq, a predicted model, not a curated record